This is a messenger RNA of Nanorana parkeri, 2146 nucleotides long. RefSeq names its product DEAD-box helicase 4 (gene DDX4). NCBI's taxonomy places the organism in Eukaryota, Metazoa, Chordata, Amphibia, Anura, Dicroglossidae. The coding region runs from base 1 to 2130 and encodes 709 amino acids. The transcript has 23 exons. Gene Ontology annotation, cellular component: P granule; nucleus. Gene Ontology annotation, biological process: cell differentiation; gamete generation. Gene Ontology annotation, molecular function: ATP binding; RNA binding; RNA helicase activity. The record is from RefSeq and is a predicted model, not a curated record.
AUGUCUGGUGAAGAGGAUUGGGAGAAUGAAAUUGAUAACGCACCUGCCUGUGUUCCAAACUUCAGCAACUUGGAGCCAGCAUUCCAGGAGCGCAAUCAAAAUAAUUAUUCAUCCAACAAUGAUUUCAAUCAAAACUUUGGAUCAACCGAGAGUGCUUUUGGAAACAGAAAAGGUAGUGACUACAACCAAGAUUUGAAGUCUUCGGAAACAGGAUUUGGAAACCGAAGAGGUAGAGGUCGAGGUGGAUAUGGCAUGUUCAACAAAGAUUUGGAUUCUAAUGAUAACCAGGAGAGUGGAGGAUUUUCUAAUAAAGAAAAUGGGUCAUUUGGCGAUGGUCCUAAGCGCGGUGGUUUUCAGAGAGGAGGUGGUUUUAAUGAUGAUUCAUCUGGUUCUGGAAGAGGACGGAGGGGUGGUAGAGGAGGUUCUGCAUUUUCUGGAUUUGGUAGCGGAAAUGCAAAUCAGCAGACAGGUUUUACUAGCCAUGAUGGUUUUCAAAAUGAAACUUCUAGUUUUGGAAGGGGAAGGCGAGGUGGAAGAGGUGGUUCUUUUUCUGGUGAACGAGACGGUGGCAGGGGAAGAGGUUUUGGAAGGGGUGGCUUUAGAGGAAGGAAUGAAGAAGUGGGGGUGGAGUCGGGUAAAGGGGCAGAGGAAUUUGAAAGUUCUAAUCAAGCGCCGAAGGUGACAUAUAUUCCCCCUCCGCCACCAGAAGAGGAAGCCGAUAUCUUUAAACAUUACCAGUCUGGCAUUAACUUUGACAAAUAUGAUGACAUUGUGGUUGACGUCUCUGGAAGUGAUGCUCCACCAGCAAUACUGACUUUCGAAGAAGCCAGUCUUCCUGGUACACUAACAAAAAAUGUUGAGAAAGCUGGAUAUGUAAAAUUGACUCCUAUACAGAAACAUAGUAUUCCUAUUAUACUGGCUAGUCGUGAUUUAAUGGCUUGUGCACAGACAGGAUCUGGAAAAACGGCUGCUUUUCUUUUGCCGAUUUUGGCUCACAUGAUGGUUAAAGGUGUUGAAUCUAGUUCGUUUCAACUGCUUAAAGAGCCAGAAGCAAUUAUUAUUGCUCCUACAAGAGAACUGAUCAAUCAGAUCUAUCUAGAUGCCCGUAAAUUUGCAUACGGAACAUGUAUUCGCCCAGUUGUGAUUUAUGGAGGAACACAGACAGGGCACUCAUUAAGACAGAUCUCUCAAGGAUGCAACAUUCUCUGUGCAACCCCUGGAAGAUUAUUGGAUAUCAUCAAGAAGGAGAAGAUUGGUUUAAGUAAGAUACGCUUCCUUGUGUUGGAUGAAGCUGAUCGUAUGUUGGAUAUGGGCUUUAAGGAAGACAUUGAAACUUUGUUGCACAGUCCUGGAAUGCCGAGUACAGAAAACAGACAAACACUCAUGUUCAGUGCUACUUUUCCUACACAAAUACAGCGCCUUGCCAGAGAAAUUCUGAAGCCAGAUUACUUAUUUGUUGUGGUUGGCCAAGUUGGUGGUGCUUGCAGUGAUGUGGAACAGCAGGUCAUUGAAGUUGAGGAAUAUGGAAAGAAAGACAAGUUGAUGGAAAUCCUACAGGAGAUAGGCCAUGAGCGAACAAUGGUGUUUGUGAAAACUAAGAAGAAAGCAGAUUUCAUUGCUGCAUUUCUCUGUCAGGAAAAAGUCCCAUCAACCAGUAUUCAUGGUGACCGGGAACAAAGAGAGCGAGAGAUAGCCUUAAACGAUUUUAGGACAGGACAGUGUCCCGUAAUUGUUGCCACUUCGGUUGCUGCCAGAGGAUUGGACAUUGAAAAUGUCCGUCAUGUCAUCAAUUUUGAUAUACCAGAUGAUAUCGAUGAAUAUGUUCAUAGAAUUGGACGUACUGGACGGUGUGGCAAUACAGGAAGAGCAAUCUCGUUUUUUAAUAGAAAGGGCAACGAUGAACAAAAUAUUGCUCGUUCACUUGUGAAAGUCUUAAGUGAUGCACAUCAAGAAGUACCUGCUUGGCUUGAAGAGAUCGCAUUUAGUGCCCACGGGAUGCCUGCCUAUAAUCCACGAUCAAAUACGUUUGCAUCUACAGAUGACAGAAAGAGAGGAGACACUAGGCAAGAUUCCAGCACUUCAGGAUUUUCCCCUUCUGUGGCUCAGGCAGAAGAUGAGGAUUGGGGAUAAUUGUUAGUGGCACUAU